GGAAAACGGCCCUAAAACCUCAAAAACGAUUAUCUUUUUUGUUUUUUUUUUUGGGUUUCUGGCCAAAUCAAGAAAUUCAAAUGGAACUUCAUUUUGAGUGCACGGAUUUGAGUAUUUGGAAAGAAGCUAUCUGCUCUUACAAAUCUCGAAUCGAAUCUCUAAACAAACCAAACCUAAUUUCUCUCGACGAAUUUUACCGCGACGGACUUCCCUCCCUUCUCCACCAGCGAAUCCCUAACCCUUUCAUCACCACCUCCGAACUCUCCCGCCUCAUGCAAUGGAAGCUCACUCGCGGCAAAUGGAGGCCGCGUUUGUUAGAUUUCGUUUCUUCUUUGGACGACUCUUCAGUAAAAUCCGCUUCUCAAAAGGCUUUCCAGUCGCUUCCCGACAUCUUCAAAGCCGUCUCCGAGCUUACGGUUUUGAAAGGAGUCGGCCCUGCGACUGCCUCCGCUGUUCUUGCUGCUUACGCUCCUGAAACGGCGCCGUUUAUGUCCGACGAGGCUAUGGAGGCUGCGCUUGGGAACUCGAAAGAUUAUUCGUUAAAGCAAUACUUGUUGUUUGUGAAUAAAAUGCAGAGCAAAUCUAAGGAAUUAAGUUCAAAAGGUGACUCCUUCACCCCAUCAGAUGUAGAAAGGGCUCUGUGGAGUUCAGCUGUAGGGGUAAAGUUGCAAUCUUCACAAGCUGUUCUUGACAACAAGAUCAAGGGUAGCAACAAAAGAAAGAGAAAACAUUGAUUUACGGAUGCAGUGCAUGAUGGAAACUUUUGUCAUACUGACUAUCAAGUCACUUUUGCGAAUUUAAUUACUAUUACCCUUAGCCAUAGUUUCAAGUUAGCAGAAACAUUCUACUGCUGAUGUUUUGGCCAUAUAUCUGGCAUACAUGCAUUGAAUGGAGCCAAAAUUUAUGGGCUAUGGCUAUGUCUGCAUAGAGAACUUACAUUGAAUUUGGAUGAGUCCAUGAUUGACCCCUUAAUCUUUGGUAAGGUAUUCAAAGUCACAUGUUAUCGUGCCGCUGUGAAAUGUCAAAGAUAAAACUAUACGAUGAAACCCUUGAUACAUCUUUAACUUAUUGGGUGGCUCACUUGGGGGUAAAAUGGUGAAGUGCAGAUGCUUAGAUUCAAACCGCAGCGUUGUGGAAAGCCACACGUUGUUAAGAAGUGUAUACUUAGCCCUCCUACUCCCAUCUUGUUCAAGCAAAAGAUUGUCCAUCAUAGAGAUUAUAGUGUAAAAUGAGCAUUCCGCAUUUUUUUUUUUUAAAUCAGCUAUAGCCCAUACGGUAAACAAAUGUGUGAAAUGAAAUGUUCUUUGGUCCUUGAUCAUUUAAGAUUGAGCCUGGAGAUGAGCCCGGACUCCAAAAUGGGCAUGUGUCAAAACAACUAAUUCAAGAUCAAACAGCCCAUGAUCGCCUUAAUGAGAGUGGCUGCUUUUUAACCCACAAAGCGGACCAAGGUUUACUGAAAUGCAACGGUCUGUUUACGACUCUACUCUUUGGUGGGUAGCGUAGCCGUUGCAAUUUGAAAGUUAAAACACCUCUACUAGUAUAGAUGUUUAAUG
This is a messenger RNA of Durio zibethinus, 1553 nucleotides long. Its product is annotated as DNA binding protein. The record is from RefSeq and is a predicted model, not a curated record. Lineage: Eukaryota; Viridiplantae; Streptophyta; Magnoliopsida; Malvales; Malvaceae.